CAUGCAGCUAAAACAUUAGCAGUUUCACUUCAAAAAUCGUUUGGUUCACAAAUAUUCAUGUUUAACAAUGGACAGAGCUUACAACUGAGUGUGGUCUUAAGUAGCGGCACCAUUGAUUUUGAAGAGUUCUUGGUGACGAUGGCGAGGCAGAUGAGAGAAGAAGUGAAAGGGAAGUCUGAUAAAGACAUCGCAAAAUUCAUUCAUGUAUUUGAUGGCAAUGCUGACGGCUUCAUCGAUUGUUCUGAGCUGCAUUUGGCCAUCAUGACUGCUGGGGAGCAUGUUACAGAGGAGGAAGCUCAUGAACUCAUCAGGGAGUGGGACAAGAACACUGAUGGCAAACUUGACUUGGAUGAAUGGUCGAAGUUGUUGAAGAAUGACCAGUAA
Stegostoma tigrinum is the source of this 384-nucleotide messenger RNA. RefSeq names its product troponin C, skeletal muscle-like. The transcript is spliced from 3 exons. The coding region runs from base 58 to 384 and encodes 108 amino acids. The record is from RefSeq and is a predicted model, not a curated record. Gene Ontology annotation, molecular function: enzyme regulator activity; calcium ion binding. NCBI's taxonomy places the organism in Eukaryota, Metazoa, Chordata, Chondrichthyes, Orectolobiformes, Stegostomatidae.